AUGUCUUUCGCAGGGAGAAUUAUGAUUCAAGCCAGUAGAGCGAAAUUCAUCGAAUCUCUCAAAGCAGAAUCCAUUGCGGCGGGGAUCAAGGAGAUAUCAGUGACCGAACUGCAGUCCAAGCUGGACAUCUUGGAGAUGUAUUCGAGCCAGUUUGAGGAGCAGCAUCUGAAGUUGCUCUCUGGAAAAGACAGCGCGGAAAUUCUCGAGCAUGAGUAUGGGAUUUUGCUCAGUGGACCCCUUAUAAAGAUCUUUUUGUCCAUGGUCGUCGGCAAUGACGCGCUCUCCACAGUGAAAAAGCUCCACUACCUGCUAACUUCUCUGAUCGGUGAGCCUAAGCAGCUGGUGUCCACUCUGCCGGUAUCUGAUGAUUCCUUCAUUCCAGCCUGGGAAAUGCUCAUCUCCAGAUAUGACAAUAAGCGUCUCCUCACAUCUAUCCAGCUGGAGAAGUUGUUCAGUACUCCCAAGAUCAUCAACCGCUUGGCCAAGGAGUUCAAUUCUCUUCUCAACUCCACCACUGAGGCAUUAAACGCCCUGAAGACGCUUGGACGCCCGGUACAGCACUGGGAUGAUAUUCUGGUGCGAGUGAUUUCGAGUAGACUAGACUCGCAGACGAUGGAGGCAUGGGAGAUUAAGAUUGAUACCACCACGACCUUCCCAUCAUAUAAUGAGUUGGAGGAGUUCCUCCUGACCAGAGCAAGAGCGAGGCAGAGAAUUGAGCUGCACGCUCCUGAGAAAUCCGCCACCACUGCUCCUCAACAGCCUCAAAAACCGAGACUAGCAAAAGUCCUGAACGUCUCUGCUGGUACUCAGAAGCCAUCAGAGCAACGUCCUUUUCUAUCAUGGGCAGAAAUGAGCGAGAACGUCUGCUCCAUGUGCUCUGAUGGUCAUCAUAUUGACAAGUGUCCGACGUUCAAGCAGUUGAGUCGGGAGAAGAGGAAGGAGUUUGUGGAGAAGCAGAAUCUCUGCUUCAACUGCUUGGGCAAGCAUUCGCUGCGAAACUGUAGGACCACCAAGAGCUGCGUUGUAUGUCACAAACGUCACCAUUCAAUGAUACACAUUAACAGCUCUCAGAGUGGUUCUACAGUCACGAAUUCUGCAGUUCAGUCUCGAGUGCAACCUUCUAAACCUCUGCUUGAAGCGUCACCUCAGCUCAGACCAGGUGUUCUCCUCACAACAGCAGUAGCUUCUCUCGUUGGGGAGAAUAGAAUCUCAUUCGAGGUCCGGAUGCUGCUGGAUCCUGGAUCUGAGUUGUCAUUUGUUGCCAAUAAUCUUGUGGUGAAGCUGGGCUUGUGGAAGUCUCCCGCCCUGCUCCCUGUCGUUGGUAUCAGUGGAUCAAGUAUCUGCUCGAAUGGAUUUUCUCAGUUCUGUCUGAAGUCACUGCACUCAGAAAAACAAAUUGAGAUCAAGGCCUACAUUCUUGACCGUCUCACAACCUCGUUGCCAUCGUUCUCAGUAUCUCAAACUCAAUCGUGGAGCCAUCUCAAGGGACUGAAAUUAGCUGAUCCGGAAUUUCUGAAGCCGAGACCUAUUGACCUUCUCAUCGGCGCGGAUUUCGUCGCAUCAAUUGUGGAGCCACAGAUCAUCAAGCGGCCUUCAGACUCCCCUAUAGCCAUGUUCACGAUCUUCGGUUAG
Messenger RNA from Diachasma alloeum, 1632 nucleotides. RefSeq lists its product as uncharacterized. The transcript has 3 exons. NCBI's taxonomy places the organism in Eukaryota, Metazoa, Arthropoda, Insecta, Hymenoptera, Braconidae. The record is from RefSeq and is a predicted model, not a curated record. Bases 1 to 1632 code for a protein of 543 amino acids.